Magallana angulata is the source of this 870-nucleotide messenger RNA. Its product is annotated as flavin reductase (NADPH)-like. The record is from RefSeq and is a predicted model, not a curated record. The transcript has 4 exons. NCBI's taxonomy places the organism in Eukaryota, Metazoa, Mollusca, Bivalvia, Ostreida, Ostreidae. Bases 78 to 740 code for a protein of 220 amino acids.
UGGUGUUCCGUAAUAUAUCACAAGAACGGAGGAUCGAGAUAAAAAUGUUUGCUUGCUAACCACAUGCUAGCAAUACGAUGAAGAUCGCAGUGUUGGGUGCGACUGGUCCCUCGGGAUUACAGACAGUUUUAGAAGCCCUAGAAAGAGGCUUCAGCGUGGUAGCACUAGUCAGGAAUCCGGACAAGCUGACCGUCAAAGACAACAACCUACAGGUAUGUAAGGUGGACAUAUUUAAGGAAGAGGAAUUGGCACCACAUUUCAAGGAUUCAGAUGCAGUGGUGUCCUGUUUGGGAGGUCAAGCCUCCUUGUUUGGAUGGACUCCUAGUACCCUCUACACAGAUUCCAUGAAGAGCAUUGUUGGGGCAAUGAGAAGAUCGGGUGUCAAGAGACUUAUAGCAGUAUCAGCUUGGGGAACUGCAGCAACAGAUGGAGAACCAUUCAUUAUUAGAUGGAUUUUACGACCACUGAUCAUCGGUAACCUACUACACAACAUGGGUGAAAUGGAGGAUUAUCUCAACAAGGAAUGUCAAGAUAUUGACUACACAGUUGUUAGACCUCCUGGUCUCACAAACCAACCCAGCACAGGACAACCAGUCAUAGCAGAAAAUGGCCGGCAAUUUUUAGACAACAGUGCAACUCAGAUAUCAAGAAGAGAUGUUGCAAAGUAUAUGCUGGACAUUAUCAAGGAGACAUCUGUGUACAAAGCAUGUGUUGCUAUUGGCUAUGGCAAGAAAAAUUGACCAAAUAUAGGACAGCUAAAAUCAACUUCACCAAUGAACUUGCCUAAUCAGUGUGCCUUACUUAGUUUGUUUUAGAGAUUUAUGAUAUAGAUUAUCUAUGGAAUGUAGAUAAUAAAACAUUACCAUCAUA